Xenopus laevis (African clawed frog) is the source of this 1619-nucleotide messenger RNA. It is a transcript of the gene g6pc1.L, whose product is annotated as glucose-6-phosphatase, catalytic subunit 1, gene 1 L homeolog. Gene Ontology annotation, biological process: chemical homeostasis; glucose 6-phosphate metabolic process; gluconeogenesis. Gene Ontology annotation, cellular component: endoplasmic reticulum membrane; membrane. The record is from RefSeq and is marked provisional. NCBI's taxonomy places the organism in Eukaryota, Metazoa, Chordata, Amphibia, Anura, Pipidae. Gene Ontology annotation, molecular function: glucose-6-phosphatase activity.
AGUGCAAACUAAGCUCUAGACAGAAUCAGCUCGCUUAAAGCAUUAGAUACAAUUACUUGCAAAUAUGGAGAAUGGGAUGGAUGCUCUCCAUGACUCUGGAGUUCAGAUGAUCCAAUAUCUCCAGAUGAACUACAAGAGUUCUCAAGACUGGUUCAUGUUUGUUUCAUUUGCCGCUGAUCUCAGAAACACUUUUUUCAUCUUCUUUCCCAUCUGGUUCCAUCUUCAUGAGGCAGUUGGCAUUAAGCUUAUUUGGGUGGCCGUUAUUGGGGACUGGCUGAAUUUAGUUUUUAAAUGGAUUCUCUUUGGACAAAGACCAUACUGGUGGGUUCAUGACACCACUUACUAUGGAAACUCAUCUGCACCAGUCAUUGAACAGUUUCCUGUCACCUGUGAGACCGGGCCAGGAAGCCCUUCAGGCCAUGCCAUGGGCUCAGCUGGUAUUUACUAUGUUAUGGUCACAGCCAUUAUCACAAUAAUGCUAAAGAAGAAGGAAACAUCACUUUCAAAUUGGUGCAUGCGCGGAGCUCUCUGGACUGGUUUCUGGGCCGUUCAAGUAUGUGUCUGCCUGUCUAGAAUCUUUCUUGCUGCUCACUUUCCCCAUCAGGUGGUGGCUGGAGUGAUCUCAGGAAUGGUGGUCGCUGAAGCUUUUCAUCACACGCAGUUGAUUUAUAAGGCGAACCUAAAGAAAUACAUCUAUACCACACUGUUUCUGUUCUCUUUUGCUCUGGGCUUCUACUUGCUCCUUAAAUCUGUGGGCGUUGAUCUCCUUUGGACUCUGGAAAAAGCCAAGAGAUGGUGUGCUCAACCUGAGUGGAUCCAUAUUAACACCACACCCUUUGCUGGUCUUCUCAGAAACCUCGGUAUUUUCUUUGGACUUGGACUGGCUCUUAACUCCAAGCUUUAUCAAGAAAGUUGCCGUGGAAAGAAGGGCAGUCAAUUUACUUUCCGCCUCUGUUGCAUUGUUGCCUCUUUGCUUGUGCUUCACCUUUUUGAUUCCUUUAAGCCACCAACCCAAGUGGAGAUGCUUUUCUAUGCCCUGUCCUUCUGUAAAAGUGCUGCUGUGCCUCUUGCUGCCGUGGGAAUUAUUCCUUAUUGUGUUUCUCAGGUUCUCCACCAACAAAACAAAAAAUCACUUUAACUGGAUUCUAAUAUUAUUGUAGGAUAUUAUUUUUUUUUUAAUAUUUCACCUACAAAGCAAGCCUUCUUAGUAGCUAUUGUUGCAGAUUUACACACAGUUCUAAUUUAAGCAAAAGCAUUGCCUAGAUAUUGGGAAAGAAUUGAACAUAAAAUUUGGUGCACAGUAUUGCUUGAAUGAACGUAUACCUGGAAGCCCCGUGUUGUUCACUACAAAAAAAGGAGCAAAGUGUCGGAGCCUUUUGGAAACUUGGAGAAGGAACCUGCCAGGUGCAUAAGGAGUGAGAACUAAGUUAGAUUGCUGAAGAAUGAAAUGUUCAAAUGUUGCUAUUGUUUAUGGUGCUUCUGAUGAGCGUUUGUACAUCCUGUUGGGAGCCACAGUACGAACUGGAACGUGGCUAGGACUCAUUGGCAACCAGAGUUAUUCGUAUUAAGCUGAAGGUACAAAAUGCAUCUGGGAUACAGAUGCAAAGUUGGUUUUGCCU